Molecule: messenger RNA, 4164 nt
Organism: Pogoniulus pusillus (Red-fronted tinkerbird)
Lineage: Eukaryota; Metazoa; Chordata; Aves; Piciformes; Lybiidae
Exons: 1
Coding region: 472-1932 (486 amino acids)
Source: RefSeq, a predicted model, not a curated record
CCUGGGGGAAAGAAUUUCCCCCGAGAAGCCUCUCUGUUGGUAAAGUGUGUCCUCUCGGGGUGACUGUGGCUGUCCUCUCCGAGAAGCUAGAUCUCUGCGUUCCCGGGAAAGAAUAUUUUAGGGUACAAGUGUUGAUUUUAGUGUGGCCUUCCCGAGAAUUCUUACUACCCUGCGGUAAAUAGGAUUGUGUAAAGUGUGUCCUGGGGGAAAGAAUUUCCCCCGAGAAGUCUAGUGAACCCAAACGGAACAGCUUCUCUGUUGGUAUAGUGUGUCCUCUCGGGGUGACUGUGGCUGUCCUCUCCGAGAAGCUAGAUCUUGGUGUGAUCUCCCUGGAGGAAUUUAUUGUGUGUUUGUCUGGGGAACAGUGUUUGUGAGUGAGCUUUCUCUGAGCAGUUUUUGUAGGGAAGAUUUUUGAGGUAUAAGGUCUUUGUGUUGUUGUGACCUCCCCGUGGAGCUCUUACCUUAAAGGCAAUGGCCACGGUGGAGAGGCUUUUCUGUCUGUUGGAAGCUCACGGUGCCCGCCCGUCCGUGGAAGGGCUGGAUUGGGCCCGUGAGAACUGGAGUAACUGUCAGAGUGUGGCGGAUCGGAUUGUGGCCCUGCAGAAGGAGGCACGGGCCAAGUCGGGAAAGGGCAAAGCCUUCAUCUGUGCAGUUUUGGGUGCGUGUUUGGCUGCUUCAAUAGAUGAAAAGCAAAGCCAAAACGGACGAGAGAAUAAACUCAUUUCCUCCUUGCAGGAGCUGGUAGAUUCCCUGCAAGGGCAUAUUGUAACUUUAAAAGAUGAAGUGGCAGAUCUUAAGGAUAGAUUAAAAACAGAACAGAAGCGGCAAAAGUGGUUUUUGAAGGAGGAAGAGUUAAAGCAGACAGAGCCUGCCUCCAUAUACCCCCAGGCAGAACUGGCAGCAGCAGAGGAAGCUGCUGCUCACAUGCGUCCUCUCAUUAAAACUGAGAUGCUGUAUGAGGAUGAGGAUGGCACCCCUGCCAUCACAACGAAAGAGAUACCCUUUUCUUCCACUGAGCUGGCCAAACUGCGUAAAGAGUUUGCACGUUCGGCUAGAGAGUCUGAGGUGGAAUAUGUAUGGCGUGUCUCUAGAACUGGAGGUGAUCAAAUUAGGUUGACAGAGGCUGAAGCUACAGGCUAUUGGGGUGCUAAUGUGUUCCUAACUACGGGCAAUAGGAGUGGUCCCUGGAGCCUUACUCAGCGAGCAGCUUUUUGGGCUGGGGGCUUUGAUUCAAAGGAGAGAGGAGAGCCUCUAGUUCUGAGGGGAGGCAUGAAUCAGAUAAUGGAAAAUGUGCAGAAGGCAGCUUGUUUGCAAAUGGUCUAUGAUCGAGAACUGAAACAUCAUUUUGAAUCGCCCCUUUCUCUCUUGGUGGACCCGAAGCGAAUGACCCCCCUGGUGAGGGGACUUCCUGACUCCCUCAAGAUGAAAGGCAUUCAGCUCCAAAAGGAGAUAGCUGACACCCCACUUACCUCCCGAAUACAAGCUGCUCUGAGGGAGAACUUAACACCCGGGAGGAACCAGCCCGAUGGCAGACAAUGGACGUGGGAGGAGGUGGCUAGAGAGCUAUUAGAUUAUGCCAGGCAGUAUGGGGUGCCUGAGGAAGUUCAUAAGCCUGAGCCUAGAGGCUUGAGGCAUGUGAAAAUUAAUCACCCACUGCCAAGUGCAGAUCCCCAGAGCCAGAUGCUUCGAAUCCCCAAACGACACUCGACUGGGGGGAGGGAGCAUCCGAACACUAGACAGUAUUGGUGGGGGCUUGGCCGAAAGAAAGGUAUCCCAAAAGAAGUGAUUGAUGGGUUAUCUUCAGUGCAGUUGGAAAUCGUUGUAAAAAACUGGCCAGAGUCUAGCCAGAAACCCGAGCCCACUGCACCCCCCUUGAUAGACUUAUCUGAUGUGGGGAAAGGCGUGCCCCCUUCUCAGCCUCAGAGGAGCUGAGAGCUUCACCCCUCUGUGGUGAGUGGGGGAGGUGAAGCCUAGAGAUCUGUGAGCUCACCAAUCAAUUGCAAAUUGUACAGGGUCUGGGAGGUGGAUUUGGUUUGUGCCUAGCUUGGCUUCAAGCUGAAACAAUCAAAGGCACUUACCGGCCCAUUCAAAGCAAUUAGCUUCACCUGGGCAGGCUCAGGGAGCCUCUCUUUGGGUGGAGGUGCCUUGCACUGAUACCUUAUCAGUAUCUGAGGGAGUUGACUAAAGAUUCCUUGAGAUAUUGUCAGAAGGAUUUGUUUUGUUGCCAUACUAAUGACUUCUCAAGUUUUGCAGGCUACAAGUUCUCCCCGCAGCAUCACUACAACAGAGGACUGCCCUUUCCUCACAGCCCGGCAGUGUCAUCAGAUACACGGGGAAGCUUUACCUAAGCUUCAAUGGACUCCCACCUGAAGGAUUGACGGGGUGGGGGGUUAUGGAACUAAUGUAUUCUGUCCUGGUUUGUAAAGCAAUUCAGCAUUGUUCUUUUGUCCAAAAUAUGUCUUUGGUGUAUUGUCUUAGUAAGAAAUCAUUUGGGUGCUUGGUAUUUUAGUAUGAAGAGUCGUGCACAUCCUGAGGGGAGAUGGAACAAUGUCCUUUUCCCUAACACAUUGGCAGGGACAAAUUCUAUAAAAGGGUUACCACCUAAUUGGACUGGGGUAUGCUAUAUUGGACUGAUUCACCCACGUUUUUUCUUACUCCCAGGUGGAGAAGGAAAGGGUCUGGGAAUCAAAGUAUAUGAUAAUUUGGGAAGAAAGAGAAGGUCCAUCUCCACUCAUUUGGCACAAGGUAGUGGUCAAAAGUGGGGAAAAAGGUGACUGGACCUCCCCAACAGACUUUUAAAUACUAUGGUCCUGCUACCUGGAAACUCUGUGAAUGGUUCUUGAUUAUCUGUUAGCAGAAGAAGGAGGGGUUGUGGAAAAUUAAAUUAUUCCAACCGUUGUCUACAGAUUGAUGACAAUGGGAAAGCAGUGAGACAAAUAUCUUCUGGGAUUCGAAAAUUAGCUCAUGUACCUGUCCAGACCUGGGAAGGAUGGAAUAUGGACUGGCUCUCCUGGCUUCCAGGGGGACCUUGGGUUAAACAGAUGUUGUUUUAUUUGUUAUGUGUUUUGGCAUUGUUACUUUUCUUGCCAUGUAUCAUUCCCUGUUUUAUACAACUGAUUCAACAUGUAGUAUCCAAUAUGCAAUUUGUAUCCACUGAUGGUGUGAGACACGUUCGGGCCAUUACCCGAUCAAAACCCAUGUCUAUUGUGAAAAUUGUAUAAAACUUCCCCAUUUUUCCCCUAAACCUUUCCUUUUCCUUUCUCUCUCUUCCCCCCCCCUAUCCUUUUUCCCUCUUUUAUCUUUGUUGACGGGGUGAUGUGAGAGUCUGAUCCUCUCUCUUGUUAAUCAACAAAGAUAAAGAUUGCAUUGUCCCUCCUUAAUCUUGUUACUUCUGGGACUCAGACUCAGACUCGGUGCUUGGCCCAAAAGCUCAGAGAUGCAAAUCAACAGACAAUACCUUUGAAACUCCUAGACCUCACCCUGGCUGGACUGCCCAGGAAGCCUCCACCUUAUCUCAGCUGCCCCCAAGGGCUGUGUAUGCAGGGUGUGGACAGGUGUAGCUGAGAGAGGGCGGAGGCCCUCCCCCCGGCGACGCCAGACCCCUGCGAAUGUGUGAGAAUGCACAGGAAGAUGCCCUGGGGGGGCUGCAGCUGGACACUGAGCAGAAAACUGUAUAAAAAGGCAGGAGAAAGGCCUGCCAAAGUGUGGCAUCCCCACCAGACCAAGCGUGGCAUCCCCACCAGACCAAGCGUGGCAUCCCCACCAGACCAAGCGUGGCAUCCCCACCAGUGGUAUUCCCAUCGGACCACCAGUGACAUCUCCACCCGUGGCAUCCCCACCAGACCAAGGGUGGUAUCCCCACCAGUGGCAUUCCCAGCGGACCACCAUUCCCACCGGACCAAGAGUGGCACCUCCAUCGGACCACCAGUGACAUCUCCACCGGACCACCGAGGGCAGACCAUCACCAGACCACCAGAACUGCCCACCGCCUGAAGAACCUCUGACAAACUCCGCAGAAGAUCAUCCCUGGGCCACGCACCCGUCUCUCUCUCUCCCCUUCAUCGGCGGCUGAGGGUAAUAUGAUCACAGCCUUUUCCCCUUCCCUGCUCCUUCUUUUCCUCUCCCUCUGUUCUGAUCUUUCUCUCUCCCCCUUCUCCCCUCUCU